This is a messenger RNA of Soboliphyme baturini, 335 nucleotides long. NCBI's taxonomy places the organism in Eukaryota, Metazoa, Nematoda, Enoplea, Dioctophymatida, Soboliphymatidae. The record is from the annotation of a GenBank genome assembly.
AUGGAGGAAAAGGAUGAAACUCUUGUCAGGAGCAUCAGUGAAAAUAUAUACAAAACGCGAACCUAUGAUCUGAACAUCACUUACGACAAAUAUUACCAGGUGCCUCGCAUGUGGCUUUGUGGUUAUGACGAGAGGCGCAAGCUUCUGAGUGUCGAAAAAAUGUACGAAGAUUUUUCGGAAGAUCACGCUCGAAAGACGUUAACAGUAGAAAGCCAUCCUCAUAUUUCUGGUCCACCGAUGGCGUCUAUUCAUCCAUGUAGGCAUGCAGUGGUCAUUAAAAGACUAGCCGAAACACUCGAAGAAAAUGGCAAGGCGCUCGAAGUUCAUCAGUAAGU